CGGGCAUGACCGCUCUUGGAGCUCUGACAGGAAACUUUCCCGUUGUUGCCCCGCUCCUCAGCUGCAGUCAGACCUCACAGCUCCAGCCGCAGUCUACCUUCUGAAAUGCACUUGACUGGACUCGGCGGAGUUUCUCAGCCUGUCACCCAGCCAUGGCUCCUCAUCAUCAUUCACCGACAGCACGCCACUGAGGAUAACAAAUAGCAACCCGGAGACUUUUCAAGGCUAAACUUCUUGGAAUUAAAUGACAUUUAUUUGCUUUUAACGCACAUUGGACGUGAGGAUGGAGGCGGCGUUUUACCUGCUUAUCUUCAUGUUGGCCCGGGUUAGUUGGGGUCUUGGGUAUGCGGAGUCCAGUGUCCAGACUGGACAGAGAGCGGCCAGCAGACACAGGAACUGGUGUGCCUAUGUGGUGACACGAACUGUUAGCUGUGUAAUGGAGGAUGGGGUGGAGACGUACAUCAAACCAGACUAUCAGCGCUGCACCUGGGGCCAGUGUCCGAGAGUUGCAUACCGGACAUACAGGAGGCCGAGGUAUAAGGUAGCUUAUAAGAUGGUGACAGAAAUGGAGUGGAGGUGUUGCCAUGGCUACUCUGGGGAAGACUGCCACGAUGGACCCAGGGUAACCACUGAGACUCAGGUCAAUGGAGGGCGACCACGUGUCACACAGACGGGCUACAACACAGGUGGUGAACAGAGAGGAGAAGGUGACUCUGAGAAGAUCAAACAGCUGGAAGAAACGAUCCGUGGACUGACCAGAGACCUCCACAAUAUGCAGACCACCAUUCACGGCAUGAACCAGAGGCUGCCUGGUCUGAAUGGGGCCCUUGUCCCUGCUGAUUCAGCCCAACCACACAUGAAGGAGACCAUCAACAACAUUCAGACAAAGCUGGACCAUCUCUACAACAGGACACAGGUCCAUGACCAGACCCUUCUCACCAUCAACAACCACCUCGUGAACGGAGGGGGCAAUGAACUGGAUGGAGUGGCCAGGGGAGGAGAAACUGGGGGAAACCAGCUCAACUCUCUGAAGGAGGAGAUACUGACAGAGCUGGAGAGGAGGGUAUCUCUGUCUUGCUCUGCCUGCCAGGCUGGUGUGGAGGAUCUGAGGCGCCAACAGCAACAGGACAGGGAGCGAAUCCAAGCCCUGGAGAAGCUGAUUGGCUCCAUGGACCAGCACCUGAGACAGAGCUUGGACAUCUCCCGCACUGAGACUGAACGAUUCCAGACCUGUUGCAACACAGUCACUGAGCUGGAGAAGAGGUUGUCUGAUGUAGAAGUCCGUGUAACCUCCACCGCUAACAAGUGUGACACUGUUAAAGGGCGACUAGACAAGGAGCUAGCUGGGACAGGUGGAGGAAAGGGAAGAGUGACAGAGGACAGGUUGAAUGGCAAAUUGAGAGAACUGGAGAAGAGGGUGAAUAACACAGUGAGAAAGGUGGAGCAGAGGUGUACUAACACUGGGAACAACAUGAAGGACACCGUCCAGAGAGAUGUCACACAGCUGCGCAAUAUGGUCCUGAGUCGGCUGGAUGACCACAGCUUCAAGAUUGGCAAGAUAGAGUUGGACGUGGCUGUUCUUGGAGAUACGGUCACUGACCACAGCCGACGUUUAAGUCAGGUGGAGAACAUCACAACCUUCCUCGACCGAAGGUUAACAUCUAUCACAAAACUGUGCAAUGAGACCUGUGGGCCUAAUGGAAAAGGCCCUAAGACUGAUGAGACUGUGAAAACAUUAGAGUGGAGAGUUGUGUCCAACCAAGAGGAGAUCCAGAAGUUUGAUACCAGGUUAAAAGAUUUGUCUGUGUCAGGGGACUCGCUAUUUGACAGAGUGAUCAACCUGACGAAGAGUGUCAAAAAGAUAAUAGAUGUGACAGGGGAGAACGGCGAGCAUUUUAACCGGGUUGUCACAGAAGUUGAAACAUUGGGUCGUGAUUUUGAAGACUGUUCUAUUUGCAGCAGUGUAGAGGAAGACUUACGCUCGCUCACAAACUCCACCAUGAGUGGCCUCAGCAAAUGCCAGGCAGAACUGACAGAUCUGCGGAGAAAGGUUGACUCGGGAGAAUCAGUCUGCUCUCAGGUGUGCUCCAACCUUCAGGAGGAGGUCGGACAACUCAGAGAGGAAGUGGAGGAGUGUACUGGGCAGUGUAAAACCAACAUGGAUGACCUAAAGAAACGCCUGGAUGGUCAUAGUAUCCACAGUGGAAGAUUAGGAGGGGAUCUGAAGUCCAUCCAAGGAGAGCUGGCUGGGGUCAUGAUCACAUUUAGUUCCAUCAACAAUACGCUGAAGAACUUGGGGAGGACUGUACAGACACAUGGGACCACGCUGGUUGAUCUGUCCAACAGCAAGGACAACAUCAUCUCUGUGGUGGACAACUUGCAGAAGGAGCUGACAGAGCACACUGACGAUUCAAGGAUUCAAUUCGGCAGUCUGGGCAAGGAGAUCCAAAUCAUAAGGAGCAACUAUGUGACCGAAGUGGGGGAGUGCCGGCGGUCCAGCGAUGGCCUGAACCGAAGACUAUCCAAGCUGGAGGAAGUGUGUGGCCGCUUCAACUCUUUUUCAGACAACCUGGAGAGGAUCAAGGAGGGCUUGAACCGACAUGUGUCUGGACUGUGGAGCUGCGUUAAUGGACUCAACGUCACAGUAACGUCUCAACGAGAUGUUCUUGACAAUAUCCAGAACGUCCAGCUGGAGAACAUCCACUCCAACAUACACACACUCAACUCCUCACUGGUGGACUUGGUCAAAGAGUUCCAUGGUUUCAAAAAGCAGGAUUUCAUGGGUCCACAUGGUCCCCAGGGGCCCCCUGGAGAGAGAGGCGAGCGUGGUCCUCAGGGUCCUGUAGGACCCCCAGGCCAGGUAGGACUUCCAGGCAGAGAGGGCAAGGUUGGACCAGCUGGACCCCCAGGUCUCAGGGGUGAACAGGGUCUUGCAGGGUCUGAUGCCCACGUGCCUCGUCUCUCUUUCUCUGCUGCACUGACUCGCCCGAUGAGAAGUGCAGGAACCAUAGUGUUCAAUGAGGUCUUUGCCAAUGAAGAUAAUGUCUAUGAUCCCAAAACAGGUUAUUUCACAGCCCCAGUGAGUGGGAAUUACUUCUUCAGCGGCAUCCUUACGGGCCAUAAGAACAUGAAGAUCGAGGCCGUGUUGUCCAAGUCCAACACAGGUGUGGCCCGGGUGGAUUCAGCUGGGUAUCAGCCUGAAGGCCUGGAGAAGCCCAUGUCAGAGGCCAAACACAUCCCUGGAGCUCUGGCUGUCUUCAACAUCAUUCUGCCCAUGGAGGCAGGAGACACAGUCUGCAUUGAUCUCGUCACUGGCCAACUGGCCUAUUCCUCUGAACCCUUGACCAUCUUCAGUGGGAUGCUGCUGUAUGAGACCAUCUGAUUGGAUGUAGUCUCAUUAGUCUGUCUGGGUGAAACUUUCAGAAUGAAAGCAUGUAAUUUGUCUGCUGGACUCUAAGAGACAGAGCCACUGGCUGAACAGUCAGAGAAACUGAAAUAACUGGACUGGAUUUAUUCAGCAAGGAGAAAAAUAUUUUAUAUUUUACUUUAUGUACUAAAACAGAAGGAACAGAAAUCCUUUUGAACCACAGUCAUAUUUUGUGUGUUUCACAGCUUUAAAGAAAACAAUUUGAGCAAAGAGCCAGUAUGUUCUUUAUUCUAUGAUGUUGUCCUCAGAAAAAAAAAAAAAGCCACUGCAGGGUCAACUUAUAAUUCCACAUGCUAUGCUAUAAACUUGAAUUCUUAAAUGAUUACACUAGCGUUCAGGUCCCACUUGUGUUCAUGAAAGGAAAUUCUGUAAGAUGGUAAUGUAAUGUAAUUCACCCACAGCAAAUCAAAUGUUUAGAGUUUAUUAGUUGCUUUUUUCAUGCUCACAGUUUAAAUUUGACCACAAGCAAAUUCCCAGAAACAUGACGCUGACCACCAAUUGUCUUGGAUGUAGGUAGUGUAUGUAGUGAUGUAGGCUGGGGGAACACAAUCCAAACCACUAUUCUUUACAAGGAAAUGGAGUCACUGACAGUUCGGUCAAGAAACCACAGGAUUUUAUAAAUCAUACAACAGCAAAACAAUGAGACCAUUUUUGGGCAUUAGCUAUGCCCAAAAACAUGAAGGGAGGUGGAGGAGGACCUAGGGGAAGAAAGGGGAUUAUUUUUUUUUCUUUGUCCUAAAAAAAGGUCAUCUAAACUUGGUGGAGGAUUAAGUAUUUAAAGUUAAGAUGCUGUUACUAUCAGAAUAUCUCACGAUGGAGUUUUUUGGGUAGCGCUAAGAAUAAAAAACAAUGAAGAUACGCAUACCCUUGUCUCUAUUCCACCUCUUUCAUGAAUACACACACUUCCUGCCCUUAGAAGUGUAAUUAAAAUGUCUUCAGAAGAACAUAUGUCCAUGAUAUCAAGUUUGUAGAUAUUCCCAAAUGGAUAUAAAAAGAAUCAUUGUACAUUUUGUGCCACAUGUUAUUUACAUUAUAUUUACAUUAUGGAAGUAAUACAUGAAUUAAUAUCAGCAUAUCAGGGUUUGCUCACAAUGCAUAUAUUUUCACUUUUUUUCCCUCAGUGUUCAGUGUAGGAAUGUAAUUUUAUAUGUUUCUAUGCAUUAUGUUACCUUGGAAGAAUGUAAAUAUUUUGGAGCAGUUUUGCCCUUGUAAGAUUUUUAUGAGUUACCACUUCACCUUGCCAGGUACUGUAUAUGUUUUGUAUGUUUUACCACAUGUGUGCCUGAAAUACAGAUACAAAUUUCGCACAGCU
Messenger RNA from Scatophagus argus, 4739 nucleotides. RefSeq names its product elastin microfibril interfacer 1a (gene emilin1a). Gene Ontology annotation, molecular function: protein binding. NCBI's taxonomy places the organism in Eukaryota, Metazoa, Chordata, Actinopteri, Scatophagidae. The transcript is spliced from 12 exons. Bases 284 to 3382 code for a protein of 1032 amino acids. The record is from RefSeq and is a predicted model, not a curated record.